AUGGCAAUACUGCUGAGGCUGGCAGCCAGUGCAAUCUUUAUUGAUUUUUAUUUAAUACACGUUGCCUGCCUGGGCGGGCGCCUUUUUUUUGCCAAUUUUCCAGAUGACAUAAGCACGACGGCAGCGACGUCCACUCCCACGUCGUCAUCGACGUCAGCGUCAGCGUCGCCGCCUAUUGUGAAUGAUACUGAUAAGGCGGGCCUUGCGGAGCAGCCGGAUGUUGUGAACCGUGCGGAAAUCAAUUUGGCGAAGCCCAACAAGCAGACAACAGCAACAACACUAACAACACCAACAGCAGCAACAACAGCGCCACARGAUAUUGGGGAGCAGCAGUCAGCAGCUAAUCAAAUCAACGACGAUGCAGUCGGGCAGCAGCUGCCAACAGCAGCAACAGCAGCGGGAGCUACGCACAACUGGAGCCCGGCAUCGAGACGGUCACGCACGCCGCCCGCGCCGCAGAACUCGCCCGUCGGCUAUGGCCUCUCAGCUGUGCCACCUGCGCUGGCGCCCCUGCUGCAGCAGCAGCAGCAGCAGCAUCAGCCACCGCUGAGCAGCAGGCGCAGUGCCAAAAAUCGCAACAGCAACAACAACAAUAACAGCAACACAAACAUCAACAACAACAACCGCAUAAUCGAAUGCGAUCUCAUACCGAGCAAGAAAUCAAAACGCAAGGCGAGCAAACGGGAAACGGAAACGGAAACGGAGCAUGUAGAAGCCAUGGAGGCCACAGUGCGCGAACAAAUAAGGGAUAUCAAGCCUUUGCCUGGCUUUCAGCAGGCGUUCGGCUCCACCGAAAUCGGGCGCUUCUCUGAGCGUUUUCUGCAAACGCCCGAGAGUCUAGUCGAGCGACUGGCCGAGGAAUACGCAGCAAGUUACAGCAGCAACAUCAGCAGCAGCAGCAUCAGCAGCAACAACAGCAAUUGCACCAACAACAACAGCAACUAUGGCAGCAACAUGGGCAACAGCUACUACGAUGCCCCAAUUGGUGGCAACAUGCACGGCUAUUGGCCAUACGAGGAGCAGCAUGGCUAUGGCUAUCCGAGUCCCGGUCACCACGGUCACAGUCAAAUGCCGCGCAGUCGUAUGCGUGGCCAGCUGUAUCCCUACUAUGCGGCGGACUAUGCGGCGUAUGAGCGAUACGGCUAUGCGGCCUACAGUGCGGCGAGCAGAGCGCGCUACAACGAGAUACGCUGCAAUGGCUACUGAAAGAGCUCACAAAAAAAAAGAAAAAAAAAAAUAUAUAUAUAUAUAGAGUAUAUAUAUAUGCAUAUAUGGAUAACCUUGUCGUUUUGUCAUUUAAAGAAAAGAAAUUCUCUCUGUGUGUGCCUUUUUCGGUCAAAAUACGGCAAUGCCCCGCCCGGAACAGAUUGUAGAGUAUUUUAUUGUCGGGCAUUGCUGGCGUUGAUUGCGUGCAAAAUUCAUAUAACAAAUAAAGUAAAAAAACGAAAAACAGUAAAAAAAA
Messenger RNA from Drosophila arizonae, 1462 nucleotides. RefSeq lists its product as uncharacterized. The record is from RefSeq and is a predicted model, not a curated record. Lineage: Eukaryota; Metazoa; Arthropoda; Insecta; Diptera; Drosophilidae. Gene Ontology annotation, biological process: positive regulation of transcription by RNA polymerase II. Gene Ontology annotation, cellular component: mediator complex. Gene Ontology annotation, molecular function: transcription factor binding; transcription coactivator activity.